AUGGAUAAAAUAUUGAUAUCUGGAGUAGCUGGAGGAUCUGCUGGAAUAUUUACAGACUUUUUAUUCUUUCCUAUAGAAACCAUAAGAACAAGAAUCUAAGCGUCUAACAUAAAAAUUGAUUAUUUUAAAUCAGCAGCAAAAGUUAAUAAAUAUAGAGGAGUAUAAUUUUUUUAUAUUAAAAGUUGGUUGUCUAAUUGACAGUUUCUUUUCCAUCAGCAUUUUUAUUUUUCUCAACUUAUGAUACUGCAAAAAAAAAUGGGUGUUCACAUAUAGUUGCAGCUAGUUUAGGUGAAUUUGCAGUUGAUUUUUUUAGAAAUCCAUUUGAAGUAAUAAAAAAUCAAAUGUAAGUUGGUUUAGAUUCUAACAUAAGAAACACUAUUAAAUCAAUAUAUAAAAUAUAAGGACUUCAAGGAUUUUAUGCUGGAUUUUCUACUUUUAUAAUGAGAGAAAUUCCUUUUAGUGCAAUAUAAUUUCCUCUUUAUGAAAAAAUGAAGUCACAAUUUGGUAAUGAUGGAAUAGAAGAUCAUGCUUUAAAUGGAGCUGUUGCAGGUGGAACAGCUGCUUUUUUAACUACACCUUGUGAUGUUGUUAAAGCUAAAUUAAUGACGCAAAGAAAAUAAUUCUAUCAUUCAUUAGGAGAAUGCAUAAAAAUUAUUUAUGAAACUGAAGGAAUUUUUGGAUUUUUUAGAGCUGUUCAUAUCAGAACUAUGUAAAUUUCAGCUUCUGGAAUCAUUUUUUUUAGUGUCUAUGAAAGAUGUAAAUUUUAUAUUUUAGCGUAUAAUAAUAAAUCAUGA
Molecule: messenger RNA, 794 nt
Organism: Paramecium sonneborni
Lineage: Eukaryota; Ciliophora; Oligohymenophorea; Peniculida; Parameciidae
Source: the annotation of a GenBank genome assembly